GGCUGGGUGCGCUACUGACAUCCUGCUGAAAAGCUUUAUAUUCAGUGCACUCGGACCAAACUCCAUCAUUCCAGCUGAACGAAAGACUAAACUACAACAACUUUGCAACAGCAAGUAUUGUGCGAUAAUUCUUCAAUCAAGCUUCAUAAAUCUGUACAGUCUCCAAGAACUAAAGCCCAACUUAUUUUCAGCAUGGCGACUAUUAGGCGAAUUGUGCUCGGGUUGGUGGCGGUGUUGAUGUGUGUGGUCUCCUCUCAGGCCUACGUCAUCCAGAGUCGUGGUGAUAUUGAUGAGAUGACGACUGGAGACGAGGCUACCGACAAUGAGAUGCAGAUGCCAGACAUGAUGACGGCGGAGGAGGAGGCAGAGGUCGACGAAAUGUUUCCCGAUCAGACGAGAGACGACCUCAAAUUGGAACUCAUCUUGAAAGCACUUCAAAUUCUCAAGUCAUACGAAGGCCACUCCGUUUCGCUGUCUGGCUGGUUCCCGUCCUAUGACGUCAUGCCCAAUGAACUCAAGCUCCGACUCAUCCUGAAGGCGAUCAUAAUACUCAAGAACAGGCCGAUAGAUGCCGUGUUUGCCGGGCACAUCGUUGCCAAACUGAAACUGACGCUCAUCUUGAAGGCAAUUCGAAUUAUCGAGGAAAACCAUGGUGAUGAUUUCGGCCUGACUAUUGAUACUCAAGAUCUCAAGCUGGCUCUCAUCCUGAAGGCGAUUGACGUACUUGAGGCUUGCGGUGGUGACUUUGAGGACAACGUGUUUUUCACCAAGUCCAAGAAAGAGCUCAAACUCGCUCUGAUUCUCAAAGCCAUCGCGCUCCUCAAGCAAGGCAACUGGCCCAUCGACAUCGACGAUCUCUGGUCAAUGGAAGGCGAGGAUGGUGACAUGGUGUCAGAGGCCACCACGCAGGCGCAAACCACCGAGGAGGCGACAACACCUCGCCUGGUUACGAUGCUUGAAGGACCCAUCCACAAACCCUGGCUGAAGAAAGGCAUCAGCAAAGUCUUCAAGUGGUUCAAGUUUAUUCCCAAGGUCAUCCACAAGAAGAAGCAUCUUAUCUUCCACUAAACUCUCGCCAAUGUAGCAUCUUAUCUUCCACUAAACUCUCGCCAAUGUAGCCUAAUCGAGUUAGUUAAAGCCUAAUCGAGUUAGUUUAAGACGAGCAUACAUUAUACCGUUUACACAAAACCAAACGAGGCUUAAAGAUGUACCGUCCGUGUUCUUAAACAACUUAUUUUUUCUCCUGACAAAUUUUGACUGUAUUUAAAAGAAACACACACAAAAAACCCGCUUUUUUAUUGAAAUGGCAUUUACGUUUGAUCGCUUUUGUUCACAUACCGGUACAGAUCUGCCCUGUGAGUAGACUAGUUACCGAUCCCACCGAUUCUAAGGGUCGGAAACAAGACUAGUCUAUACUCUUAAAGAAGUGACUUAUUGUCGGACGGCAAAUAAUCAGAAAACCCAUAACUAAACGUGGGCCGAUUGUUUUUCGGUGGAUGUCUCAUUCACAAGUGAAUAACCUUUGCAUUGCUAGAACAUUCUAAAACCAAAUUUCUUCCUCGGCGUGAACUUACUCGAAAAUAGCACGUAUACAGUCAUCUUUAAAGCACUGUAGUUAAAACUAAAUGUUCACCUAUCUUUUGUUUUCAAUUUUUAGUUCAUGUUUCAUUGAUUAUAUCAACAGAAUAUUUAAUAAUGUAACGCCCUUUUGUGAAAUUCAGCACUUGUUUUAGUACCAAAAGUUCCCAAAGGUCACAUAGUCACGUGAUUAUACAGCGAUAUGCAUACACGUUGUUUGUAAGAUAAACCUGGAUCUAUUUUAAUGUUGCAAAAUUCGAAUGAGGUCAGUAUUUUUUUCACAUAAAACAUUAAAUUAUGAUUCCAAAUAGUGAAAGGUUUAGAAAGUUGAGCUGUAUUUAA
Molecule: messenger RNA, 1920 nt
Organism: Patiria miniata (bat star)
Lineage: Eukaryota; Metazoa; Echinodermata; Asteroidea; Valvatida; Asterinidae
Exons: 6
Coding region: 193-1068 (291 amino acids)
Source: RefSeq, a predicted model, not a curated record